Messenger RNA from Vicia villosa (hairy vetch), 1473 nucleotides. RefSeq names its product cysteine synthase. The coding region runs from base 245 to 1222 and encodes 325 amino acids. Gene Ontology annotation, cellular component: cytoplasm. NCBI's taxonomy places the organism in Eukaryota, Viridiplantae, Streptophyta, Magnoliopsida, Fabales, Fabaceae. The record is from RefSeq and is a predicted model, not a curated record. Gene Ontology annotation, molecular function: cysteine synthase activity. The transcript is spliced from 11 exons.
UCUAUAAUCCAACUGCAUGCAUCUCAGCCACCCACCCUUGUUUUCUCUCAAACUUAUUAAGCCAAAAACCCGUCUAUGUUCAUAAACUAAUCACUCGUUUAUCAAAACUUUCAAAACUAAUUUCACAUUAUAUAUAUACACCCAAAUUGUUGAUAUUUUUCAGAGUCCUAAGCUCUUGUCAUUUUUCAAAAGGUGACAUUAUUCUAAUCAAACAUCUAUACCAGUGUUAUAGUGAGCUUGUAGCAUGGCGGUUGAAAGGUCUGGAAUUGCAAAAGAUGUUACAGAAUUGAUUGGAAAAACCCCUUUGGUAUAUCUGAACAGAAUCGCGGAUGGUUCUGUUGCUCGAGUUGCCGCGAAACUUGAAUUGAUGGAGCCAUGCUCCAGUGUGAAAGACAGGAUUGGCUAUAGUAUGAUUACUGAUGCAGAGGAGAAGGGGCUCAUUACGCCUGGCCAGAGUGUCCUCAUUGAGGCAACGAGCGGUAACACAGGCAUUGGAUUGGCCUUCCUAGCAGCAGCAAAAGGCUACAAGCUUAUUAUUACAAUGCCUACUACAAUGAGUCUUGAAAGAAGAACCAUUCUUCUAUCUUUUGGGGCUGAGUUGGUUUUAACAGAUCCUGCAAAGGGAAUGAAAGGGGCAGUUCAGAAAGCGGAAGAGAUAUUGGCCAAGACUCCAAAUGCAUAUAUCCUUCAACAAUUUGACAACCCUGCGAAUCCAAAGGUGCAUUAUGAAACCACUGGCCCAGAGAUAUGGAAAGGCACAGGAGAGAAAGUUGAUGCACUUGUUAGUGGUAUAGGUACUGGUGGUACCAUAACAGGUGCUGGGAAAUACCUUAAAGAGCAGAACCCCAACAUCAAGCUGUAUGGCGUGGAACCAGUUGAAAGUCCUGUACUGUCUGGAGGAAAGCCUGGUCCACACAAGAUUCAAGGGAUUGGCGCUGGUUUUGUUCCCGGGGUAUUGGAUGUUAGUCUUCUUGAUGAAGUAGUUCAAAUAUCAAGCGAUGAAGCUAUAGAAACUGCAAAGGCUCUUGCUCUUAAAGAAGGCCUAUUUGUUGGAAUAUCAUCUGGAGCUGCGGCUGCAGCUGCCAUUAAGAUUGCAAAAAGACCAGAAAAUGCUGGAAAGCUUAUUGUUGUUGUUUUCCCUAGCUUUGGUGAGAGGUAUCUAUCCUCUGUGCUGUUCGAGUCGGUGAGAAGGAAAGCUGAAAGCCUCACAUUUGAACCAUGAAUUUUAGUUGAAGGAUGUAAUCUAAAUCUGUUAUGAUUUCAAGUGAUGGAUUUUCACUGGCAAAGCCGGGUUGAGUUUCUGAUUUAGAAUUACUUUAAAGAGAAGAAUAAUUGUUACUUUUACAAAAGACUCUUGUAUUUAAUCUGUAUUCAACAUCUACAAGAACUAGUUUUCUAUUAAACUCAAGUUUCAAAUUAAUUUUCUGUUGUUGGAUUCUAUAAAAUAAAAAUACCUCAAGACAUUACUACUAA